This is a messenger RNA of Xiphophorus couchianus (Monterrey platyfish), 2572 nucleotides long. It is a transcript of the gene atp1b3a, whose product is annotated as ATPase Na+/K+ transporting subunit beta 3a. Gene Ontology annotation, cellular component: sodium:potassium-exchanging ATPase complex. Gene Ontology annotation, molecular function: ATPase activator activity. The record is from RefSeq and is a predicted model, not a curated record. The coding region runs from base 315 to 1154 and encodes 279 amino acids. Gene Ontology annotation, biological process: potassium ion import across plasma membrane; intracellular potassium ion homeostasis; intracellular sodium ion homeostasis. NCBI's taxonomy places the organism in Eukaryota, Metazoa, Chordata, Actinopteri, Cyprinodontiformes, Poeciliidae. The transcript has 7 exons.
CCUUCCCCUUCACGUCCCUUUUUUCCUCCCCUCCUCUUAUUCCACCGGAGCAUCUCUCUCCUUCUGCUCUCCUUUCCUUCUCCACCGCCCACUUCUUCCCAGCCAUUGAUCCCGACCACUCACCGCACCGCCGUCUCAUCAUCGCAUUGCCCCGCUGCGCUUUUCCGCAUUUUUCUUUUUUUUUUUUUAACUAUUUUUUUUUUUAUUCAUUUUUUUUUUUUCAAGGGGACGAAAACCGGAACAUUUUUAUUUUAUUUUAUCUUUCCUGGACUACACAAACUUUCCCCCCACCCCAGGCCUCCCUCCUCAUCACCAUGGCGAGCACCGAGGAUAAAGCGGCCAGCAAGGAGAGCCCGUCCAGCUGGAAGGACUCCAUCUACAACCCGAGGACCGGGGAGCUGCUGGGUCGCACAGCCGGCAGCUGGGCCCUCAUCCUGCUCUUCUACCUGGUCUUCUACUGCUUCCUGGCCGGCAUGUUCGCCCUCACCAUGUGGGUGAUGCUGCUCACGCUGGACGACUACGUGCCGAAGUACAGGGACCGCAUCCCCAGUCCAGGUCUGGCGAUCCGGCCAAACUCUUUGGACAUCUCCUUCAACAGAUCUGAUCCGCAGAAGUAUUCGCAGUAUGUCCGAAACCUGGAGUCUUUCCUUCAGAGAUAUAAUGACACGGAGCAGGAGGGGAACACGGACUGUUCUCCAGGAGAGUACACCCUGCGGGAGGAAGGGGAAGGAUUGUCGCAGAAAGCGUGCCGCUUCAGGAGGGCGCUCCUGAGUUUCUGCUCCGGCCUGUCUGACACUAACUUCGGAUACCAUGAAGGAAAACCCUGUGUGCUGCUCAAAAUGAACAGGAUCAUUGGCCUGAAGCCCAGCGGGGAUCCCUACAUCAACUGCACUGUCAAAAAAGAGAACCCGAUCCAAAUGCACUAUUUCCCCAAAGAGGGACGCUUUGACAAGAUGUAUUUCCCCUACUAUGGCAAGAAAGCCCAUGAGAACUACGUGGAGCCGCUGGUGGCUGUGAAGCUGCUGUUCACCAAGGAGGACUAUAACAAGGAGCUGGCCGUGGAGUGCAAGGUGAACGGCUCCAACCUUCUAAACAACGACGACAGGGACAAGUUCCUGGGCCGCAUCACCUUCCGGAUCAAGGUGGUGGAGUAAAAAACAAAAAGGAAUGGCGGAAGCGGAUCGGGGGAGCGCACCUUGCCGGCCCCUGAAUUUACAAAAAGGAUUUGGGAUUAUGAAAAAAAAAAAAAAGGAAUGAAGUGUCAAGUAUGUCACAAAGAUUAUUAUUUUUUCCUUUCUUUCUUUUCUGGAUAUGGUAUCGAUGUUUGACGCAGGUAAACGUUUGGGCCUCCAACAGAGGAAGCCGGUUGGUGUCAGAUGUUGCUGUGAUGACCUUCCUGACCCUUCUUUCCAUCUGAUUUCUUGCUGAUCUCCUCAGAACAAGUUUCUGAACCAGAUCCUUUUCCAUUUCCUGUUGCACCGUUCAUCCUUUUCUUAGCUCGGAUCCCAUUUUUUCUUUUUUUUUAGUGCUGAUGUGAUUUAAUAACCUAUAGCCAUUGGAGCCCAGCUAUUUGGAGCUGUUGUGUGUAAUUGCUGAUACUUCUUUCUUUUCAUUUGUGACCUUGCUCCUGUCAGGAUGAGUGUGUUUCCACCUCUGAAUCUGUGUGAAGGACCUCGUCACUUGCUGGUGUUGCGAGGACUUGGGAUCUUGCUGUAUGUAGAGCUGAAAAAGUAGAACCUGUCCAACGUAUCUUUCAUCUCAAAAGACUUCAUCAAGACAUACCUUGAUACUCGAGUAUAGCCAAUGUAUCCCUGUAUAUGAAAUGCCAAUUCCAAACGCCCUUUUAACAGUAAAUACAUAGUGAACUUAAGCAUAUUUAGGGAACUAUAGGUAGAAAUUUGUCUUGCGGUGCACCAACCCGCAGACCAGUCUUGUGCCGUCCGUCUGUCUGUUUGUGUGUCUGCAUGUGUGUUUGUCCGUUUGUCCGUCCAUCUGUCUGCCUGUCUUCCUGUUUGUUCACCUCUUGCAGCCGAUUGGGUGAGUCCCUCCAGGACUGGGUGAGCUGCGUUGCCCGGGGCGGCGGUGUGUGUGUGUGUGUGUGUGGACAGUGAGGGUUUGCUGUUUUGAGGCGGAGAGGAGCUGGAAGAGCAUAGCGAGAAAUAACUUCACUGCAAUAUGUACUGUAUAUCUCUACGUGAUCUGUAUAUCUAUCUGGGUCUCAAAGAUUGUUUGUUAGCUUACUCUCUUCUUCAGCCUGUUUAUCUGAUUGUCUGCUGAUCUAUUACUCUUUAAUGUACAUAUAUAUAAAUAUAUACACACACACACACAUGCACAAACACACACAAUAUCUACCAUAUUUACCUAAGUCACACUGUAUAUUUGGCCACCAAACAUAAUGUCUGUGCACUGUAAAGAAAUAUAAUUUAAGCAAAGAUUUACAGAAGAUUAUCUUAUUCAAAGCUAUGUUUACACAGUCUUAAAAGGAACCCGUAUUUAAAGGAACAACCUGUAACAUCUCUUCAGGGUGCCUUAAGACCUGAUGAAAUAAAUUGUGAUUUUGAAGAAAAAAAGC